Molecule: messenger RNA, 795 nt
Organism: Fimicolochytrium jonesii
Lineage: Eukaryota; Fungi; Chytridiomycota; Chytridiomycetes; Spizellomycetales; Powellomycetaceae
Exons: 1
Source: RefSeq, a predicted model, not a curated record
CUCCAGAGACGGUUCCGAUGGUGGAUCCGACAACGGUGGUCCCGCGAAGGACCUCGACCUUCAUCUGCUGGCCGGUGCGCUCGGCGAAGCCUUCGAUGGUGACCAUGUCGCGCAUGGGGAAGGCGACGAUGUUGGAAGGCGCCACGGGGAGGGCGGCUUGAGCGGUGAACGCCGAGAGCGCCGCGAGGGCGAGGGUGGCGAGGAACUUCAUCGUUUGGUGGAUGGGGGGAGGGACGGAGUGCGGUGAAUGUGGUGAGGGGACUGCCAGCUGCCCAUUCCUUUUGUACUAACGGGUAUGUGGGGAAUGGUUCCAGCGGGAGGCAUGACGCUCGUAUCUACCGCUGGAAUAUGCUACACAACGAGGCUUCCACAAUCGGACAACCUAUGCAAAUCUGCCCCCCGGCUCCUUGUCAGCUGUCCUCACUACCGGUUAUCUUUUCGCCUAUGGCCUAGACCCUCGCUCACCCACGCCCCCAUGCUCGUCUCCCACCUUUUUUUUGCCUCCAUGAGAAUUUUGGAGGCCCCAACACAAAAUGUAGUAUCCCCACUGGUGUCGUCAGCUGGGCCGUCGAGCUACAUCCCGUCCUGUGACUCUACAGGCUCCCAAUCUGAACAAGAAUCAUGGACGAUUAUUUUCCUGUACGAUGCAGCAUGAUGAUGGUGCAUGGCAGCAACAGGUGGUUGUUCACUCCGCGCGGUUCUCUGUCUCUGUGUUUAUCACAGAUGUUGUCUGAGUUUGAACGGGGUAGGGAAACUGAUGGCAAGCAGAUUUUGUCCGUCAGUCUCAAAUUUGAC